UCUUGUUCUUUUUUCUGGAAAACUUCCUGAUCUGUAGACUACUAGUUAAAAGCUAUUUCAAAUUUCUGCCAGAAUACUUGUUGGAGGACACAGCACUUAAUCAUGAACUGCCUAUCUCUAUUGAUUCUUUUCAUAGGUUUUGAGCUAAGACAGGCUCAGAUCUUGGACCACUGUAAAAUUGUAGUAGCUAGUAAUACCGAUGCCGGAGAUUCUCAACAAGUGAGUGCUGCUGUCCCAUUGCCUGGUUGUAUAUAUGGUGAAAUUGAAUGGAACCACCCACAGGGCACCCUGCUGUUCACUAACAGUCUUCCUGGUCAGAACUACGAGCUGUGUCUUGAGUCCGACUGGGCAACGGCUUUGAGUGGUGUGACUGAGCUGACCAAUGGUCUACAUGUACCUCUGCCUGUUCCAACAACCGGGAGGCCAACAUGUACCUUGGCCAGUCAAGGAAGGGCCAGUCUUCUUUUGUACGCUCCAAGGAAAGUCAACGGUCAGAGUGUGUACAUGUCUUCUAUUAACUACUUGGUGCUUGAUGCCUCCAUGGUCCACGGAUCACUGACUCCACACCCGUAGAUGAACACCUUGGAUAGACUAAGAAGGAUAACUGUGAAUAGUGUCACUUGAUUUCCAAUGUAAAUUUGUUUGAUGUUAUGACAAUAAAAACAUAAAAACAGAAACAAAAACUUGGUGUAAUGAACUAUGACUAAAAUUGUGGUAUAGAGUGUAUAGGGAAGAUAUGGUCCCUAGUUGCUUAUACAUUAAUAAAAAAAAAUAUAAAAAAU
Molecule: messenger RNA, 782 nt
Organism: Biomphalaria glabrata
Lineage: Eukaryota; Metazoa; Mollusca; Gastropoda; Planorbidae
Exons: 4
Coding region: 103-573 (156 amino acids)
Source: RefSeq, a predicted model, not a curated record